Messenger RNA from Chara braunii, 2655 nucleotides. The record is from the annotation of a GenBank genome assembly. Lineage: Eukaryota; Viridiplantae; Streptophyta; Charophyceae; Charales; Characeae.
CAACAACAUGGUCAAGACUUGAAGAGCUCGACCCGUUGACGUUUGCGGACUUCCAAUGGAUGCCCCUUCCCCGGUCCGGUCGAUUGCCGAAACCGCAUUGCAACGUGCUCAUGGCACAAUUGCGGGAUUACUUGCACACUGCAGCACCAACUCCGUUGAUGGACGCCAAAGUAGAGGUUGUCGACCUUCACAAUUACAUUGCGAAGAUCGACCGCGAGUUCAAGACACAUGGGUACGACGACAUCGACGCACCAUUGUUAUAUGUACGCAUUCAGAUCGGAGAGGCGACCUGCAGCACUUUGAUCGAUUGCGAAGCAUCUCGCAACUACAUGAGCCAGGACUUUAUGGUUCCCGUCGGCGUUGGCCCACGCAUCCGGAGGAAGUCCCAGCUUACGCAAGUCACGUUGGCAGACGGUCACACGCACAAGUCAAUCGACCGGUGCAUAGAUGACGUCCCCGUGUACUUUGCCCCGCAUGCAGGUGAGGUGGUGUCCUUCGAUAUUUUGGACACCAAAUUCGACAUGAUCUUGGGCAUGUCAUGGCUGCGAAGCGAGGAUCACCCGGUGAACUUCUACCGCUGCACCAUUCACGUUCGUGAUCGGAACGGAGUACUACUCCCAUGCACGGUGCCUCCUCCUCACCCUUUGAUCAGCUGCCACAUGGUGUUCGCCGCAAGCAUGCGAGCUUCCAUCAUCAGAGACGACAUCGAGGAGAUGGGGAUGUGUUUUCUCUACGCCCUCCCGCCCCAUGACGCUUCAUCGACGGACUCGUCUUCGGACCUACGCAUCACUGAGCUUCUCGACGCCUACGGUGACGUGUUUGAAGUCGAAGUUUGGACGAGCAUGUGGAGCACCUGUGUUUUGGAGCGGCUACGACAAGCCAAGUACAAAGCCAACUGCGACAAAUGUGAAUUCGCGCGGCAGGAGCUGGAGUACUUGGGACAUUAUGUGACGCCGCAAGGCAUCCGUCCGCUUGCGGAAAAGAUCGAGGCCAUCCGCACUCGCCUUCUCGGGGAGUACCAUGACGCGGGACUCGCCGGCCAUUCCGGAGUCAACCACACUAUUGCCCGACUUCGACAACGAUUCCGAUGGCCCGACCUCAUUACCGAUGUCACUCGGUAUUGCGACUCUUGCGAAGUUUGCCGACAAAGCAAGCCCCGCAAUCACAACCCCUACGGGGAGUUGCACCCGAUGCCUAUCCCACGGGAACCUGGCCUCUACAUUGCCAUGGAUGUCACCGGACCAUUUCCCUGCGAUCGCCUCGGGCACGACGGCAUCCUCACGGUCGUCGACCGUUUGAGUAAGUACGCGCGUUUUCUCCCUUGCAAGUACUACUCCACGGCUCCCGAGCUGGCACGCCUCUUGCACACCGGCUGGAUUUGCGGCCACGGUGUACCGGAAGACAGUGUCAGCGACCGCGACACUCGCUUCAUGUCGGCAUUUUGGACUGCUCUCAUGCAGGAGUCCGACACGAAGAUGAAACCAAGUUCGGCUCGGCAUCCACAGACGAACGGGCAAACGGAACGGGCACAUCAAACCGCUCAAAUGAUGCUUCGUACGCUCAUCCGUCCGGACCAGAAAGAUUGGGUUGACCGCCUCCCCGACAUCGAGUUCGCCUACAACACUUCGGUGCACCCGGCGAUCGGCGUGACUCCAUUCGAGUUGCACCACGGUGGACGGAAAGGCCGUAUCUUCGCCGACCUUCUCCUCCCACGACCAGCUGACAUCGACGUCGCUUGCUCUCCCGCUUCCGUCCGGAAGUACAGGGAAGUGCUGGCUCAAGCCCGUGCAAACAUGCAAAAGGCUCAAGUCCGCAUGCAGCAGCAAGCCAACAGGCACCGCGUGCCAUGUCCUGUCCGCGCCGACGAUCUGGUUUGGGUCUCCGCGGAAGAGUUUGCACUGGAACAGGAUGUUUCACACAAACUGCUUCCCAAGUGGUUUGGACCAUGGCCCGUAACAUCAGCCGCGGACGAUGAGCCCAAUGGCCCUUCAUUUGUGAUCAACAUCCCCCCGCAUCUGAAGGUCCAUCCAGUCUUUCAUGUCUCGAAGUUGGCGACAUACACACCAGCUAAGAGCGACGACUUCCCGGGCAAACGAUCGCAGGACCCUCCUAUGGAUGGUCAUCAGGAAGUUGACCGCGUCAUCACCGAUCGCAAGUACGGCAGCAAGCCUCGACAGACCAAGGUCACAUUCAAAUCAUGCGAUCGCGACGACACUCGGUGGAUUUCAGGAGCAGAUUUGAAAGCAUCCGCACCGCUGAUCUACGCUCAUUACGAGAAGCAAAGGUUAGCUCAGGGAACUUCACGACCUGCCCCUCCCACCCGGACUGUGGUCCCUCCCUCAGAUAGACAGCUUCGCCCUCGCAGGUAAGCUCGGUCUUUCAAGGAGGGGGGAGUGUGGCAUAUUGUGUAGCCACACCGGCCUGCAGGGCCCGUUCCGCAUUCUCAGACUAAAAGCCUAGAAAUAAUGACUUACAGGCCCCAUGUCGUUUCAGCCUGGAAACUGAAAACGAGGGUCUGCAAGCCCUAUUUCCUUUUCAGCCUAUAACAGGGCCGUUCAGGCCUUGAGUCUUUCAAGCCUGAAACGGAGGGCCACUUUCGGGCCCUCAUAAGAUCGUCCUGCCCUAGAACUCAGGCAACAAACCAGGGUUUUGGGA